CGGAGCUCGGCCAGGGUCCAAGGUGUGGUUCCCGACUGGUGUGAUAUGAGUGCGAACUCCAGAGGCAUUGCGGGUCGUCGCUCCGGAUGCUGCCUGGCCUGCUGAGUUCCUCCAGCAUUCUGUGUGUGAUUCUCUGGAUUUCCAGCAUCUGCAGAAUCUCUUGUUUAUGAAUUACAUUAUUUUCUUUUACAAAAAAGGAAAGAACAAUGAGAACAAAAUAAGCUCAUAAUUGGAGCUCAGAGGAAUGACAGGCAUUCACAGUAGGAUAAAGGCAUACAAUAGAAUCAGUGGAAAAACUACGCACAAAGACUGGCCAUCAAUCAACAUGGCGAAGACAAAAUGGCGCAAGAACUGGAAAAACACAUAAUACUGAGAACACGAGUUGUAGAAUCCUUGACAGUGAGUCAGGUUGUGGAAUCAGUUCGGAGUUGAGAUUCUGCCCGACCUGAUGGACAGAGACAAAAGAAGGUUGCUGUGAAUAUGAGACAGUGAAAAGCAGCGGAUGGACUGGAUGGAGUGAAUAGCCUCCAAUGUUGUGAGGAGAUGUGGAAGCUAAGUUAUGAGAACGAAUAAGCAAAAGGUAUUUCACACAUGAAGAGCUGUUCUCUAUAAAUUGAUUUUCAAAAAUGCUGGAAAUCUGGAGCAAUACAUACAAAGUGGUGCAGGAACACUACAGGUCAGGCAGAGGGAAAUUAACUCUGUAUAUUUCCAGCUCAGACCUCCCAGUCCUGAUGAAGGGUCUUGGCCCGAAAUUUCGACAGUUUAUCGAUGGAAGGAAACUCUGCUCUGCUGAUUUUCUCUGUCUGUUACAACUGUCAACAGUUUAAAAGCAGCGAGAAAUGAGAAGAACGUGUGUUACUGUUUCACUUCUGUGACAGUCAUCAUUCUGACACUGCAGAUGCAGCUAUUUUAAGAUCUUUCACAGCGUGCCUCCUUUGCUUGCGGAAAGCUCUUGCAGCUGAAUGAGGACAGGGACACAUUUCCAGUUGUGGGGAAGACCCUCGGGAAGAAAGGGGAAGGAACGGUGUGAAACAAAAGAUCCCCGGACGCGAAGGGCUCAGCGCGCAUGCGCAGUACUGGCCGGGCCUGGGAGACGUUUCCAUGGCGACGGCGGCAGAACAAAGCCGGUGGAGUGAGAAUCUCUGCGUAUCGAGCGCAUUUCAGAAGAGGAAGAUGUCUUAAACCAGACGACCUGUGACCCGGAAGGAGAUCGCUGAGCCCACUGUGUCUGUUUCAGCUGGGAAAGGUGUGAUCAUCUCCAUCCCAUUACUGGACAUUGGAUCCUUCUCCUGCACGUUCAAGCACAGUUUAACGGGUGUCAACGAUGGAUUCACAGACGACAGACUCUGAGCAAACGACACACCACAAUCAUCCGGAUCUGCUGGGAUCGGAACAUCAUCGGCCUCGGACCGUGGAGGGAAUAGGCUCCCUCCCCAGGGAGGAGGAGUGGUUUCCGUGCCCCGAGAGCGAGCGGGGCCUCGGCUGCGUUGCUGGACUGUCCAGGCACCAGUGCAGCCACACCGGCGAGAAACCGUGGAAGUGUGGGGACUGUGGGAAGGGGUUCAGCUACCCUUCCCAGCUGGAGAUGCACCGGCGCAGUCACACCGGCGAGAGGCCGUUCACCUGCUCGGUGUGCGGGAAGGGCUUCACUCAGUUAAGCCACCUGCCUCGGCAUUACCAGGUUCACUUCGUGGAGAAACUGUUCACCUGCUCGGUGUGCGGCAAGGGCUUCACUCAGUCGUCCAGCCUGCUGACGCACCAGCGGCUGCACACCGGCGAGAGGCCGUUCAGCUGCUCCGUGUGCGGGAAGCGUUUCACUCGCUCCUCCCACCUCCUGGCGCACCAGCGAGUGCACACCGGCGAGAGGCCGUUCGUCUGCUCCGUGUGCGCGAAGGGCUUCCGCAGUUCGUCCAACCUGCGCAAGCACCAGCGAGUCCACAAGUGACUGCAGGGGUUGGAACCCGCGGCUGGGAGUUGAGCCAGGCUCACUCUCACAGCUGUAGGUUGUAUCCGCUGAUGCUGAACCGGGCAGGAGGGCAAAUAAAUCAGAUAAUCGCUGGACAGCCCAGUCUGUUCCCUUUUUAAUAUCCAACAUUAAACUCGGCACCAGACAUUGGGUUCAGGUCCGACACCCGGUGUGGCCUAUAUGGAGCUACCACAUCCUCUGUGACUACGUGACUUUUCGUUCCCCAGUUUCAUCGAACAUUACAGGCCAACCCUUUAACCUGAUCAAUCUAACCUGUCCCUCUUACAUAACCCAUUUUUCUAUCAUCCAUGUGCCUUUCCAAGAGUUUCUUAAAUGUCCCAAUUGUAUCUGCCUCCGCCCUCACCUCAACAGGCCGCUCCGUAAAUAAUUUACAAUCACCGUAAAAUUAUGUCCCCUCAUGUUAGUGAUUUCCACCCUGAGAACAAGUCUCGGGCUAUCCACUCUAUGCCACUUAACAUCUUGUACACCUCUAUCAAAUCAUCUCACAUCCUUCUUUGCUCCAAAGAGAAAAGCCCUACCUCACUCAACCUAUCACCGUUAGUCCAGACAGCAUCCUGGUAAAUCUCCUCCGCACCCUCUCUAAAACUUCCAUAUUCUUCCUGUAAUGAAAUGAACACAAUUUUCCAAGUGUGGUGCAACCGGGGUUUUAUAGAACUGCAGCCUUGCCUUGCUGCUCCUGAACUCCGACAAGCCAGGAGGAGAAGUGAGGUAGCGUUUGAGAUGUUGCCCAUCAGCCAUUUCUCCUGCUGAAAAGUCGAGAACCAGAGUUCCCCAAGUCCACACCUCUAAACCACAACAGCCUCCACCUUCAGCGGAUGAUCAGUUAUUGCGCUUCUGUUGUCAGAUACAUACUCCUCUCACUACUCUUUCAGCAUGGCUUUCUCACCUUGUGUUCUUCCAGCUCCAUCUACCAGACUCUGUCUCAUGGUGCAUCCCCACCUCGUUCCUUCCUGCCGUCCAGAGAUCCAAACAGCCCUUCAGGGGGAAGCUGUGAUUCACUUGAACUUCUUCCCAUCCACUCACUGCAUUCUGUGCUCACGAUGGGCCUCCUCAACACCAGAGGAACCAAACACUGGGUCACCGCUCUGUGGGGAAUCUGCAGGAGGGACCCUGGUCUCCCGGUGACCGGUCACUUUAAUUCUCCAUCCCGACCCAAUCCCCGGCUCGGUUACAAUGAGGCCAAACAUGACCUCUCACCUCCCAUGUUUGAAUCAGAAAUGGCCAUUUCUGUCCGUCAGCAUUUCACUCAGUUUUUUAUUGUCCUUUCGUAUGGACUGGCCUGCUGUGCAUGUGCUGCCACCUCACCAUUUACCAGCAGAGAAGCUUAAUGUGCCUCUAUCGGCCUCUCUAACCUGAUUGAUCAAAAUAUUCCAUUUGUUCUACCCAACUCUCCUGAAAACAAGCAUUUCUUUCCAAUUUGCAAACUUCUGACAAGGGAACAUUAGCUGUUCCGCUUUCCACAGAUGCUGCCCAACCUGCUGAGUAUUUCUUCCAUUUACUGUUUUUAUUUCAGAAUCUCUGCCUCUGCUGUCAACAAAACGCUUUCAGCAGCGGUUUGCUCCAGCCGAAAGGGGAAUCAAAAUGAUGAUUAUCAAAGUGGAGAGAGACACUGAUAUUCCAAGGGCUGGAUCUAGCAGGUCCAACAAGUAGUUAGGAAGGCAAAUGGCAUUUUGGCCAUUAUUCCAAACAGCUUGGAGUUUAAGAAUAAAUGUGACGUGUGAGUGGAGCAAGAACGGCAACGGAGCAGUUUGGUUAAAUGUUUUUACAGAGUCAUAUUAGUGACUGUACAUGCUGGGCAACUGACAGUGUGGAAGCAAUGAACCAGUCCCACCAAAAUGAAAACGUGCACUCGGGAGCCCAUGCUAAGACAGAGAUCCCUCCGUAUGCAGGGGCCCAGUCGGUACACCGCACAAUCAGCUUGCUGAAAUUGAUCUGAUAUGGUUCAAUAAGGGGAUUUUGUAACUGCCAUAGUGGAUGUUGGCGAGCCCACACCCAGAAAACCAUGCACAGUUUUGGUCCUCUUAUCUAAAAAAAACAAGGAUGCAGUUUAAAGGAGACUCAGCAGAUGAACACCACAAGGAAAAGGAGCAGAAUUAGGUCAUUCCAUUCUGACUGAUUUAUUACCCAUCUCAACCCCAUUCUCCUGCCUUCUCCCCAUAGACUUCGACACCCUGACUAAUCAAGAACACAUCAACCUCCGCUUUAAAUAUACCCCAAUACCUUGGCCUCCACAAUGACACUCACAGAUUCAGCACCCUCAGGCUAAAGAAAUUCCCCCUCAUCUCUGUUCCAAAGAGACUUCCUUGUGUCCUGAGGCUGUGCCCUUUGGUCGUGGAUGCCCCCACUAUGGGAAAAAUCAUCUCACAGCCAGUCUAUCGAGGCCUUUUUGUCAGCAUUCUAUCGGCAAAUUUGUCGAUGACACCAGGGUUGGGGGUGUAGUAGACAGCAAGGAAGGUUAUCAUGGCUUGCAGAGGGAUCUGGAUCAGUUGGAAUUUAAUCAAGACAGGUGCGAGGUAUAUGAUCAACCAGGGUAGGGCACUGAGGAGUGUGGUAGAACAGAGGGAUAUGUGAAUACAGGUCCACAAUUCGUUGAAAGUGGUGUCUCAGGCAGAUUGGGCCAUAAAGAAAACUUUUGGUACAUUGGCCUUCAUAAAUCAAACUACAGGAGAUGGGAUGUUAAGUUGAAGUUGUACAAGACAUUGGAGAGGUCUGAUUUGGAGUAUUGUUUGCUAUUUUGGUCACCUACCUACAGGAAAGAUGUAAAUAAGAUGGAAAGAGUACAGGGAAUAUUUACAAGGAUGUUGCCCAGUGUGGAGGACCUGAGUUAUAAGGAAAGAUCGAAUAAGGUUGGACUUUAUUCCUUAAAACCUAAAAGAUUGAGGGUGGAGAUUUGAUAAAAUCCUUUCACCACUGAGGUUGGGUGGGACUACAAUUAGAGGUCAUGGGUUAAGGGUGAAAGGUGAGAAGUUUAAGGAGCACACAACUGGAAGCUUCUUCACAGAGGGUCGAGAGAGUGAAACGAGCUGUCAGCACAAGUGGUUCAUGUGAGCUCGAUUCCAACAUUUAAGAGAAGUUUGGAUGGAAGGGGUGUGGAGGGCUGUGGUCCCGGAGCAGAUCGAUGGGAGUAUGGACGGUUUAAGUGCCAGUAUGGAGUAGAUGGGCGGAAGGAUCUCAUUCAGUCAGUCCUGUACUUUUCUUUGACUCUAUAUCAAAAACCGUAUUUCUGCCACAUUCGACAGUCGCCAAUAUGCCUACCGCCAGAACCGAUCUACAACAGAUGCCAUAACAUCUGACACGUACCUGGCCCUGACACAUCUAGAAAUGUCAGAGUGUUGUUUCUGGAUUUCAGUUCGGCACUCAGUACUGUUGUCCCACAGACUUAGUUCAGCAAACUCCUACUCCUCGGUCUAAGUACGCCAUUGAGCAAGUGGGUGUCGAACUUAGUAAUGGACAGACCGCAGAUAGUCAGGAUACACACCUGCUCCUCCCUCCCCAUCAUCCUCAACACGGGUGCACCCCCACCCCUUCCCCAGGGGUGUGUGCUGAGCCCAUUGCCGUACACUCAGGUCACCCAUGACUGCGCGGCCAAAGGCCCGAGCAUCACAUCGUCAAGUUUGCUGAUGACACGGCGGUGGGGGCAGAGAGUCUCGUCACCAAUGACAAUGAGACGACCUGGGCAGAUACCUCUUCCUUAAUGUCAGCAAGACAAAGUCGAUAGAACUCGCACCAAUCUCACAUCCCCCUUUACAUCGGCGGCACAGCAAUGGAAACUGCGAGCGGUUUCAAACUCUUGGGAGCGCUCAUCACCCACAAGCUCUCGUGGUCCCAGAACACGUCUUACAUCGCCAGGGAAGCUGGCCAGCAGCUCUACUGGACUUCCCACAUCCAUACCGACGUCAUUCUGCAGUAGAGGGUGUCCUGACAGGUAUGCGUCACUGUUUGGUAUGGAAACUGUACUGCGGCUGUGUUUUUAUGGUGUUCUUUACCCGUCCUGGUUUUCUGAUGCUGCGUCCGAUCGGAGUAACAAUUAUUUCAUUCUCCUUCACACUUGUGCGCAGAAAAUGAUAUUAAACAGUCUUAAAGGGUCGGGGAAUGCGGCACAGAAGAGGAGCUGGUUUCAGCCGUGACCACAUAGGACACGGUUGAGGUACGAAGCGGCCGAUUACUGCUUCUACUUCCUGUUGCCAACAUCAGACUGUCCGCGCAGUCCAAACUGACGAGCAUUUCAGUAUGUGCGCGUGUUUUCAUCACCUUGUUGGAUCCAUUGCGACCAUCUCGCCACGUGAAAUAUUGCCUUUCAUUUAAAAAAAGCACAGAAGCGAGAGAGGUACAGGCUGUCACUGUCAUCUGACAGUCGACAAAGGACUACAUAAUUUGUUUUCCAUCCCAUAAACUUCGAAACAUAUUCAAAUGUUUGUACAUGUAUCCCUGAAAUAAAAUGGC
Messenger RNA from Mobula hypostoma (lesser devil ray), 6430 nucleotides. Its product is annotated as gastrula zinc finger protein XlCGF42.1-like. NCBI's taxonomy places the organism in Eukaryota, Metazoa, Chordata, Chondrichthyes, Myliobatiformes, Myliobatidae. Gene Ontology annotation, biological process: regulation of gene expression. Gene Ontology annotation, cellular component: nucleus. The record is from RefSeq and is a predicted model, not a curated record. The transcript is spliced from 7 exons. Bases 1325 to 1945 code for a protein of 206 amino acids.